This is a messenger RNA of Ziziphus jujuba (common jujube), 1989 nucleotides long. RefSeq names its product asparagine--tRNA ligase, cytoplasmic 1. Gene Ontology annotation, molecular function: asparagine-tRNA ligase activity; nucleic acid binding; ATP binding. Gene Ontology annotation, cellular component: mitochondrion. Lineage: Eukaryota; Viridiplantae; Streptophyta; Magnoliopsida; Rosales; Rhamnaceae. Bases 101 to 1813 code for a protein of 570 amino acids. Gene Ontology annotation, biological process: asparaginyl-tRNA aminoacylation. The transcript is spliced from 6 exons. The record is from RefSeq and is a predicted model, not a curated record.
GGAGUCUAAUUAAAAUGUUUCCAGCAGCUAGCGGUUUCUUUUCUUUUCCCGCAAGUCAAGAGCAAGCCGUUUGUUUUUCUUGUUUCUCAGUCUCACACCAAUGGCCGAUGAUCAGCUUGCACAAGCAGCGGGGACGAGUUCUUCCCAACUUUGCAAAGCCGAGUUCUCUGAUCGCGUGCUCGUCAGAUCCAUCCUUUCUCAACCUGAAGGCGGGGCCGAACUCGAUGGCCACCGCGUACGCAUCGGCGGGUGGGUCAAAAACGGUCGGAAGGCCAACAAGGGCGCCUUCGCUUUUCUCCACGUCAACGACGGGUCAUGCCCUGAAAAUCUUCAGGUAAUCGUGGACGCCGAUAAGGCCGACCUUGGGAGGCUCGUGCACGCCGGCACUUGCGUUCAUGUUGACGGCUUUCUGAAGAUCCCACCAGCUGGGACCCAGCAGAAAGUGGAGCUUUGGGUUCAGAAUGUGCUCCAUUUGCGUCAGGUCGACGACCCUGCUACGUACCCUUUACCAAAGAAAUAUCUUACGCCUGAGUAUUUAAGGGAAGUUGAUGCUAUUCAUCUUCGCCCAAGAACAGACACGUUUUCCUCAGUUCUUAGAAUCAGAGAUGCCCUUACUUAUGCAACCCAUACGUUCUUUCAUAAGCACCAUUUUCUUUGUGUGCACACUCCAAUUAUCACCAGUAGUGAUUGCGAGGGUGCUGGUGAAAUGUUUCAAGUAACAACAUUGUUUAGUCAAGCUGAAAAGUUGGUGAAGGAGCUUAUUAAGAAUCCUCCUCCAUCAGAGUCAGAUGUCGAAGCUGCCAAACUUAUUGUCAAGGAGAAAGUUGAAGUGGUUUCCAAGCUGAAAUCCGAUGACAAAACAAGCAAGGAAGAAAUUGAUUCUUCUGUGACUAUACUUAAAAAAGCAAAGGAAGGUCUCUUGAAGCUGGAAAAGAGAUCAAAGCUUAAACCGGGUAUUCCCCAGAAAGAUGGAAAAAUUGAUUAUUCCCUAGAUUUCUUCGCCCGUAAAGCAUAUUUGACAGUUUCUGGCCAACUGCAAAUUGAAAGUGUUGCUUGUGCUCUUAGCAGUGUCUAUACUUUCGGGCCUACAUUUCGUGCUGAGCAUUCUCACACCUCAAGGCAUUUGGCAGAAUUCUGGAUGGUGGAGCCCGAAAUAGCAUUUGCAGAUCUUGAGGAUGAUAUGAACUGUGCAGAGGCUUACGUCCAGUUUCUGUGUCGGUGGUUACUUGACAACUGCAUUGAUGAUCUGAAGUCUAUGGCUGAUAAAUUUGAUAAAAGUUGCAUUGAUCGACUAACAAUGAUAUCUUCAUCCCCCUUUGAGAGAAUAACAUAUACAAAAGCAGUGGAGCUGCUAGAGGAGGCUGUGAAAAUGGGCAAGGUGUUUGAAAAUCAAGUGGAGUGGGGCAUUGAUCUGGCAUCUGAGCAUGAAAGAUACUUGACUGAGGUUAAAUUUCAGAAGCCUGUUAUUGUGUAUAAUUACCCAAAAGGAAUAAAAGCAUUCUACAUGAGGCUCAAUGAUGAUUCUGAUACAGUGGCUGCUAUGGAUGUCCUUGUACCUAAGGUGGGAGAAUUAAUAGGUGGAAGCCAGAGGGAGGAGCGUUAUGAUAAGAUUCUAAAAAGGAUAAGGGAGAUGGGAAUGUCAACAGAGCAAAUCGAGCAAUACAAGUGGUACCUUGACCUUCGUAAAUUUGGGACAGUAAAACACAGCGGUUUUGGAUUAGGCUUUGAAAGAAUGGUGAUGUUCGCAACGGGCAUCGACAACAUUAGAGACGUCAUUCCUUUCCCUAGAUAUCCGGGGAGAGCAGAUGUUUGAUUUUUAAUAAUAUCAUUGACAUUUGGUUUUAUUUAUGUUUCAAUUUGUUUGUAUUUAAAUGUACCAUACUGACACGUCAUUGCAGUUGAAUUAAGAAUAUCAAUAUAAAAUAAAAUGUAUGAAAAUGUAAUGGUAAUUAUUUUUUACUUUGUCGAAUUAGAUUUUCUAUUCAUUAC